AUGAGAGUUGGGAUCGUAUUGGAUUGGUUUCAUAGAACGGAUUAUACCAGUGUGCAAGUUAUCUUGAAACAAUGCCUGAACCAAAUAGAAUUCCGAACAGAACACCAGAAGGAAGAUUGCCUUGAUAUUUUACUCGUGAACAACCAUAGAACCCCUAUUCAAACGUCACAUUAUCUCGAUACAAUACUGGGAAAGCUGUAUAGCGUCACAAGAGAUAUACUGUUAGAGCAUGGAUUUUAUCUUCUGCCCAUUAAUAUUCUCUUUGAAGGGUUCAAUUCUGAUAUCGCACGAUGGGAUGUCUUAUUUACUGGUGAGAACUCAUUGUUUAUAAAGGAGAACGUCCUGCAUUAUAAAAAGCAUAUACCUUUCCAAAUAUCACAUGCUGAAUCACCUGAAUAUGAAGAUGAGGAGGACAGCGAAGUCGAUGGGUUACACGUGGAUAGGAACAAAUAUGAAGUUACAGCUUUGGGUGGAACAUUCGAUCAUAUCCAUGAUGGCCACAAGAUUCUUUUGACUAUGGCUGCAUUUGUUACUUCUAAGAGAUUAAUAGUAGGUGUCACGGAUGAGGAAUUGUUGGUGAAUAAGAAGUUUAAAGAGUAUUUACAGAAUUUUGAUGAAAGAUGUUCUAAUGUUCAAUCUUUCAUCGACUUAAUAAAACCAACAUUGAAGACCGAAAUUGUGCCGAUUAAAGAUGUAUGUGGUCCCACAGGAACAGUUCCCGAAAUCGAAUGCCUUGUGGUGAGUCGUGAGACGAUAAAGGGUGGUGAGUUUGUCAAUAAGACUAGAAAGGCUAAGGGGUUUUCUAUUUUAGAUAUCGUGGUGGUGAAUAUCCUUGGCGGAGAUGAGGAAGAUGGGUGGAAGGAGAAGUUGAGCAGUACAGAAAUUAGGAAGAUGACGAUGGAACAUCAACAGAGGCAUAGUCAGAAAUCUCACCCAAAAACAUCUUAG
Naumovozyma castellii is the source of this 948-nucleotide messenger RNA. RefSeq names its product putative pantetheine-phosphate adenylyltransferase (gene CAB4). The coding region runs from base 1 to 948 and encodes 315 amino acids. The record is from RefSeq and is a predicted model, not a curated record. The transcript has a single exon. Lineage: Eukaryota; Fungi; Ascomycota; Saccharomycetes; Saccharomycetales; Saccharomycetaceae.